Messenger RNA from Purpureocillium takamizusanense, 1899 nucleotides. It is a transcript of the gene CWC27, whose product is annotated as Peptidylprolyl isomerase. Gene Ontology annotation, biological process: protein folding; protein peptidyl-prolyl isomerization. The transcript has a single exon. Bases 76 to 1716 code for a protein of 546 amino acids. Gene Ontology annotation, cellular component: catalytic step 2 spliceosome. Gene Ontology annotation, molecular function: peptidyl-prolyl cis-trans isomerase activity. The record is from RefSeq and is a predicted model, not a curated record. Lineage: Eukaryota; Fungi; Ascomycota; Sordariomycetes; Hypocreales; Ophiocordycipitaceae.
CGCGAAACGAGGCAACACCGAAACGCCCGCAGUGCGUACACUGCCACCACCUACCGCAUCUCGAGUGCGCCCGCCAUGUCGUCCCUAUACAACCUCGAGCCGCAGCCUACGGCCUCGGCCAUCAUCCACACGACUCUCGGCGAGAUCCAGGUCGAACUCUUCGCGAAGCAGACGCCUCUGACUUGUCGCAACUUCUUACAACUGAGCUUGGACGGCUACUACGAUGGGACGAUAUUCCACCGCCUCGUUCCUAAUUUUAUCCUCCAGGGCGGCGACCCGACGGGCACGGGCAACGGCGGCGAGUCCAUAUACGAUGGCGGCGCCUUCAGCGGCGACCUGGACCCGUGGCCGAUGGAUCAGCGGCACGGCAAGAACGCGGGUCUGACGGGAAUCAAUUUCAAAGACGAAUUCCACUCGAGGUUGAAGUUCAACAGGCGCGGCCUCCUGGGUAUGGCCAACGAGGGCCGCCAGGACACCAACGGCAGCCAGUUCUUCUUCACGCUGGACAAGACGGAGGAGCUGACGGGCAAGAACACGCUGUUUGGGCGCGUGGCCGGCGACACGAUCUACAACCUCGCCAAGAUAGGUGAGUCCGAGGUGGAGCCGGGCUCGGAGCGUCCGCUGUACGCCGUCAAGGUCGAGCGAAUCGAGAUCUUGGUGAACCCAUUCGAGGAUAUGCAGAAGCGGACAAGAGUAGCGACACGAGCCCCGACAAAGCCGCCCGCCGCAAAAGACAAGAAGAAGAAGAAGCGAAGGGGUGGCAAGCAGCUGCUGAGUUUCGGCGAUGAAGAGGGAGAGGAGGAGGAGCCGGUUUUCAAGAAAGCCAAGUUCGAUACAAGAUUAAUCGCGGAAGAGCCCCAAGAGGAGCCUCAGGAGCCCAAAGCUAUCAAGAAAAAGGCGCCGAAGCCCGAUAAGCCGACCAAAGAGAGCGCAAUAGAGAGCACACCGGCGGCUGAAGAGGAGGGCGCGGCCGAUGCCUCGGAAAAGCAGAGGGAAACGCCAACGCAAAAGCCUAGAGAACCGUCACCGGAGUCAUCACCAGAACCCGAGCCUCCCAAGAAAUCGGCAUUGGAAAGGGCAAACGAGGAACUGGCGGCGAUCAAGGCGUCAAUGCGACGUAUGAUGCACACCGAGCAGCCCGUCAAGGAGCGACCCAAGUCCACGCUGGAGUCGAUGAUUCCCGAGACCUCCAUACGCGGUCGCAAAAGACGACCGGGGGGCAGCAACGCGAUCAGCAACGAAGACUCGGCGACUCUCCGGAUGCUCAAGUCCUUCCAAUCAAGGCUGGAAAAGGCCCCGCCGGAAAAGGAGCAGGCGCAGGGCACGGACAAGCAGGCCGAGGCCGACGGCGGCGCCCAGGACGACCAGGGCGAGGAGGCGGAGCUGUGCGACCUGCACUUCAUCGCCAACUGCCAGAGCUGCACGGCGUGGGACAAGCAGGACAAGGAGGAGAGCGACGACGAGGGCUGGAUGUCGCACUCGCUGUCCUUUGCGGCAGACAGGCUAGGCAAGGACCUGAGUAACCGCAGAAAGGCCGAGGAGGAACUCGUCGUGAUUGACCCCAGGGAAAAGGCCCGCACCCUCAAGGAGGAGAAGCGAGCGGAACGGGACGCGCGAGCCGGGGGCAGUGGGCGGGCGUGGGAUCAGGCCAGGGACCAGGCGCGCAACGCGCAGAUGGCGCGCGCGGCGUCUCUGGCGGGGAGAGGCGCCAAGUGAGAGCCAGUGGGCUGUGUGAUUGAUUGCUAUGUAGCGUGAGGCGUGCUUUUCAUGGCGAAGUUUCUUGAGGGAGUGGACAAGGAGAUCCGAGACAGACCCAUCGCCAACGAGUUUGGCCACGGUACUCACUCACUCAAAACGGGAACGCCAGCUACCCAAACAACCAUUAUGCGUUGCCAUUCA